AGAGCCGGCGGGAGUGGGCAGCAUGGAGGGGGAGCCCUCCCAGCCUCCUAACAGCAGCUGGCCCCCAAGCCAGAACACGAGUGAGGCCCAGGCCACCCCAGCUGCAAAUCUCACCUUCUCCUCCUACUACCAGCACUCCUCCCCAGUGGCAGCCAUGUUCAUUGUGGCCUACGUGCUCAUCUUCCUCCUCUGCAUGGUGGGCAAUGCCCUGGUCUGCUUCAUCGUGCUCAAGAACAGGCACAUGCGCACUGUCACCAACAUGUUCAUCCUCAACCUGGCCGUCAGCGACCUGCUGGUGGGUAUCUUCUGUAUGCCCACUACCCUCGUGGACAACCUCAUCACUGGGUGGCCCUUUGACAACGCCACAUGCAAGAUGAGCGGCUUGGUGCAGGGCAUGUCCGUGUCGGCAUCCGUGUUCACACUGGUGGCUAUUGCUGUGGAAAGGUUCCGCUGCAUCGUGCACCCUUUCCGCGAGAAGCUGACCGUGCGCAAGGCGCUGGUGGCUAUCGCGGUCAUCUGGGCCCUGGCCCUGCUCAUCAUGUGUCCCUCGGCCGUCACACUGACCGUCACGCGCGAGGAGCACCACUUCAUGGUGGACGCCCGCAACCGCUCCUACCCACUCUACUCGUGCUGGGAGGCCUGGCCCGAGAAGGGCAUGCGCCGGGUCUACACCACCGUGCUCUUCUCGCACAUCUACCUGGCCCCGCUGGCGCUCAUCGUGCUCAUGUACGCGCGCAUCGCUCGCAAGCUCUGCAAGGCCUCCGGGCCCGCGCGCGCCGGCGGGGAGACUGCGCCCCAAGGCCGCCCAGGGGCCCGGCGCAGGGCCAGGGUGGUGCACAUGCUGGUCAUGGUGGCGCUGGUCUUCACGCUGUCCUGGCUGCCGCUCUGGGCGCUGCUGCUGCUCAUUGACUACGGCCAGCUCAGCGAACCGCAGCUGCACCUGGUCACCGUCUACGCCUUCCCCUUCGCGCACUGGUUGGCCUUCUUCAACAGCAGCGCCAACCCCAUCAUCUACGGCUACUUCAACGAGAACUUCCGCCGCGGCUUCCAGGCCGCCUUCCGCGCGCAGCUCUGCCUGCCGCCGUGGGCUGGCCCCAGGGAGGCCUACUCCGAGCCGCUGCCCAGGGAGCUCCUGCGCGCCCGGCUCUCCGCCGAGGGGCAGCCCAACGACUCGGGCCUGCCCUCCGAGUCCGGCCAGAGCAGCGGGGCAGCCCGCUCUGGCCGCCUCCCCCUGCGCGGGGGCCGGGUGGCCCAUCAUGGCUUGGCCGGGGAGGGUCCUGGCUGCGGCCACCUGCCCCUCACCAUACCGGCGUGGGAUAUCUGA
Lontra canadensis (Northern American river otter) is the source of this 1324-nucleotide messenger RNA. RefSeq names its product neuropeptide FF receptor 1 (gene NPFFR1). The record is from RefSeq and is a predicted model, not a curated record. The coding region runs from base 23 to 1324 and encodes 433 amino acids. Gene Ontology annotation, cellular component: membrane. Gene Ontology annotation, biological process: G protein-coupled receptor signaling pathway. The transcript has 4 exons. Gene Ontology annotation, molecular function: neuropeptide receptor activity; peptide binding. Lineage: Eukaryota; Metazoa; Chordata; Mammalia; Carnivora; Mustelidae.